Messenger RNA from Drepanopeziza brunnea f. sp. 'multigermtubi' MB_m1, 498 nucleotides. RefSeq lists its product as uncharacterized. The record is from RefSeq and is a predicted model, not a curated record. Lineage: Eukaryota; Fungi; Ascomycota; Leotiomycetes; Helotiales; Drepanopezizaceae.
AUGCCACCGAAACCCAGACUCAAUGUCCAGAACUUCCCGCGUCCCCCCCUUCUCGAGCGCACACCCCGCCACCUGCAAAUCAAGUGGCACGGCCAUACGAUCGCUGAUACCAAAGAGGCAUAUUGGGUUUUGGAAACCUACCACGCUCCGACAUACUACCUCCCUCCAUCAUCCAUCACCGUACCCCUGACCGCAACCAAGAAAUCCACCUUCUGCGAGUGGAAGGGCUGGGCGACAUACUACUCCCUCGCGCUCCCACCCGCCGCAAGCGACGGCGCGACGGGAGAGGCCGUCGUCCAGGACCGGGCCUGGAGCUACGAGAGCCCGACGACGGGCUUCCGGGAUCUGAAGGGCUACGUUUCGUUCUAUGCUGGGCCGUGGGACUGUUACGUUGAUGGCGAGCUGGUGACGCCGCAGCCGGGAGACUUCUACGGCGGCUGGACGACGAGUGAGUUGGAGGGCAUCAUCAAAGGGGAUGCGGCGACGCGGUGGAUGUAG